Molecule: messenger RNA, 543 nt
Organism: Closterium sp. NIES-65
Lineage: Eukaryota; Viridiplantae; Streptophyta; Zygnematophyceae; Desmidiales; Closteriaceae
Source: the annotation of a GenBank genome assembly
AUGCAAGAAUCACUGUCCUCUCUUGAGCGAUGUCGAAAGCCUGUGAUCGCCGCGAUUCACGGCGUGUGUGUCGGCGGCGGAGUGGACCUUGCGACGGCGUGCGACGUCCGUUUUGCGAGCGCUGACGCACGAUUCGCUGUGAAAGAGGUCGACUUGGCAAUCACUGCCGACCUCGGCACGCUGCAGCGCCUCCCGCGGCUCGUCGGCUACGGCAACGCCAUGAACCUCGCGCUCACAGCCCAAACAAUCAACGCGGAAGAGGCGCUGCGGCUGGGAUUGGUGCAGGGCGUGUUUCCGUCGCAGCGCGAGCUGAUGGCUCACGUGCAAGGUGUUGCGGAGGCGAUCGCUGCAAAGUCGCCGCUGGCAGUGGUGGGAACGAAGGCCGUGCUGCGGCAUGCGCGUGAUCACAGCGUGGCGGAUGGGCUGGAGUUCGUGGCUACGUGGAACGCCGCCAUGCUGCUCUCAGACGAUCUUACUGCCGCUGUGAAGGCACUCCGGUGGAUGAGACAAGGUCACGACUUCAUGGAUGUAGUGGAAAGGUAA